Messenger RNA from Phoenix dactylifera (date palm), 1469 nucleotides. Its product is annotated as auxin-responsive protein IAA17-like. Gene Ontology annotation, biological process: regulation of DNA-templated transcription. Gene Ontology annotation, cellular component: nucleus. Lineage: Eukaryota; Viridiplantae; Streptophyta; Magnoliopsida; Arecales; Arecaceae. The record is from RefSeq and is a predicted model, not a curated record.
GAAACAAAGGUUUGGAGAGAGUGAGGUGAAGGUGAAGCCUUUGUUGUUGUUACUGUUUGCUAUUUUAAAAAAUAAAGAAAAGAGAGAGGCUUCUCUUCGUCAAAGCCCAACCCAAAGGGAGUCGCUUCUUAAUGUUAGCUGGGGUUUCAUAGAGAGAGGGGUUAAUGUCACCGCCUCUGGAGCAUGACUACAUAGGUCUAUCGGAGAUCUCCACCAUGGAAAGCUCCGACAAGUUCUCGUCGUCCGCCUCCUCCUCCGCCACCGUCGCUGAGGACGCCGACGACCGCCGCCGGCAGGCGCUGAACCUCAAGGAGACCGAGCUCAGGCUCGGGCUCCCAGGCUCCGAGUCUCCCGACCGGAAGGAGAAGGUUGGUCUCACGCUCGGGCUUCUCCCGAAGAGCUUCGUGUCCGGCGCCAAGAGGGGGUUCUCGGACGCGAUCGAUGGGCGUGCCGGCGAGUGGGGCUUCGCUGGAGGGGCUGGAUCGGAGGGGGAAUUGGGGAAAGGCGGGGUCUCGUUCUCGCCCAGAGGGGAAGGCGGCGCCGGAGGGCAGCAUUCGGGCCAGGGGAGUGCCGGGAAGGAUGCCGUGGCGAAGGCCGCCGGGCAGGAGAAGAAGGCCCCUGCCCCGGCCCAGGCUUCAGGUGGGAGCGACCGUGGGAUCGCGCCCGCUGCCAAGGCACAGGUGGUAGGUUGGCCACCAAUCCGUAGUUAUCGGAAGAACACGAUGGCUACUAACCCAUUGAAGAACAAAGAAGAUGCUGAAGGGAAACAUGGAUUUGGUUGUCUGUAUGUCAAGGUUAGCAUGGAUGGAGCCCCGUACCUCAGGAAAGUUGACCUGAAAACGUACAACAACUAUAAGGAGCUGUCUUCAGCACUUGAGAAGAUGUUCAGCUGCUUUACAAUUGGCCAAUGUGGUUCUCACGGAAUACCAGGCAGAGAUGGAUUAUCUGAGAGCCGGUUGAUGGAUCUUCUGAAUGGAUCUGAAUUUGUGCUCACUUAUGAAGACAAAGAUGGAGAUUGGAUGCUUGUUGGUGAUGUUCCAUGGGAGAUGUUCACUGACUCUUGCAGGAGGCUAAGGAUCAUGAAGGGUUCAGAUGCAAUUGGACUUGCUCCAACGGCCAUGGAGAAGUGCAAGAACCGUAGUUAGUCCUUUGCCAAGAAGCCUCAGUGAAAGCACCAGUGAAUCAGAUGGCUGCAAGGGCCCCUCUCAAAACCAAAAGAUUAAAGGGUUAUAUCUGGAAACUGUUAUAUAUCUAUUAUAUCCUGUGGUUUGCUGCUUCAAAUGAACUAAGACUUUCUAUUAGCCUCGUAAGAUCCCCCAGGGACAUAAGCUUUGUUAGAUUGUGCCGUCAGUCUUUGUAUGCCUGUCAUGUUAUUCCUAUUUGUGUAAAUGGUUGGUCUGCUGUUUGCAGCUGCUGUGUUUCGGGCACUGUUCCCUGCUUGCAAAUGUUAUUUACAAAUUCCCUCGUCU